Messenger RNA from Alternaria alternata, 786 nucleotides. RefSeq lists its product as hypothetical. The record is from RefSeq and is a predicted model, not a curated record. NCBI's taxonomy places the organism in Eukaryota, Fungi, Ascomycota, Dothideomycetes, Pleosporales, Pleosporaceae. The transcript has 2 exons. The coding region runs from base 61 to 621 and encodes 186 amino acids.
GUCGGACAAGUAGAUACUGUAACUCUGCAGGGGCUAUAAGCUGGCAUCAAUCGCAACUCAAUGUGCAAUCACUGCAUCAACUUUCUGGCUAACAGCAUCCUGAACAAGACCUUCAAUACUCAACACACGGCCACAUACGACCUCGACAUGGCUCUAGUUCCACCCACGACGAACCUCAGAGAGCAGAUGGAGACCACAGCCCGAGCCUUCUUGUCGGCAUUCGAAGAGGGCGCAGCUCACAGCGACCCAUCAGUCAUCAAUCGUGAUCUUACAUCUGACUGCACACGUCAUUUCCUCCCGGCAACUGUUAUGAAAGCUUUCGGACUUGCGGCAGGUGCUUCCUUCGACACGAACGCUUUUCAAAGCAUGUUCGGGAACGAUAUUAGAGUGCUGCACUUCAAGGAUAACGUCAUGUCCAACUUGGCCAUUGACGUGGAGGCGCGCCGCGCCGCUUUCACAGCGAAAGCCGAUGUGUUUGUCAGGAGCAGCGGGAAGACGUAUUCCUCUGAGGCUGCUUGGUUUUUGUACUUCAAUGAGGAUGGGUCCAAGGUCAAGAAGGUGGUUGAGUUCUGCGACAAGGAUGCUCUGUUGGAGAUGGCAAGCGAUGUGGCCGCUGCAUAGGGAAUGUAAAGAUGAGUCAGAUAUAAGCUAGGGAGCUAGGAAUGACAAGGAAUGACGUUGCGAUCGUGUUGUGCUGGAGAUAACGCACGGCGACGCGAUUGCCGGCCACUGUCGAUGCAUCUUGGCUAUACUCACUUGAAAUUUCAACAAGCAAGUCAACGAGGG